Molecule: messenger RNA, 1048 nt
Organism: Suillus clintonianus
Lineage: Eukaryota; Fungi; Basidiomycota; Agaricomycetes; Boletales; Suillaceae
Product: dienelactone hydrolase
Exons: 8
Coding region: 65-817 (250 amino acids)
Molecular function (GO): hydrolase activity
Source: RefSeq, a predicted model, not a curated record
AAUAUAAAGGUCGCACGCAGGCUAUUUCGAAGGGUUGGAUUCACCUCUACGCACAACAUCGACAAUGUCCCCCACACUCGCCUCUGCCCCUGGUAGCUGCUGCUUCUCCGGUGUAAAACACACGGGCACACCCGUCGGCCGUGUUGAAGACCUCGGUGGAAUCCCAACAUACAUUUCUGAUCCCCCUGCUCCCUCACAGAAAGUGAUACUCUUCCUGGCAGACGUUUGGGGCCCGCUUUAUGUGAACAAUAAGUUGAUUCAAGAUUAUUUCGCGUCUUGUGGCUAUAUCGUACUUGGGCCUGAUUAUUUCUUUGGCGACUCCGUGCCGAACCACCUGCCUGACCGUGACCGCCAGGCGUGGAUCGACGGUUCCCGGAAACCUGCUAUCGAUGCAUUCCCCGCUUGGCUAGACGCUGUGAAAGCAAAAUAUGGGAGGGAGGCAACAAAGUACUGCGCUGUCGGGUAUUGCUUUGGAGCGUCGUUCGUCAUGGACUUAUGUUCUGACGGGUCGGUAGUUGCCGGAGCUCUGGCUCACCCCGCAUUCCUCGAUGAAAGCCACUUUGAGAAACUUGAUGGUAUCACCACAGGACCUCUCCUUCUCUCCUGCGCAGAGGAAGACCACACAUUCCCACUCCCCUCGCGUCGACGUGCAGAAGACAUCAUGGUCGCCCGCAAAUGCACGUAUUUUUUCCAGGUAUUUUCAGGCGUCAAACAUGGAUUUGCCGUACGAGGCGAUCCAGACAUUGACAUGCAGCGCUGGGCGAAAGAGGAGAGCGCUAGGGGAAUCGUAGGCUGGUUUGAUCGGUUUACGGUCUAGGUGGUCAACCUGCUGUGUUGGGCGGAGAAAUGUUGAUGAGUUUUUAUAUCUUCAUGUCUUGAGUAGCAUCGAAAUCAAGCCCAACUCGAAGCCAUCACUGAUGAGGCAGCGUCUUUGGUUCCAGCGAACACAGUCAAGAAAUCCUCAUAUCCGGCCGGGGCCGAGUUAUCGGGCUAAAGCAAAACGAGACGUGCUACUGUCGGUCAUGGUCUCGGUCAUUAUUCCUCGAUC